This is a messenger RNA of Mytilus trossulus (common blue mussel), 744 nucleotides long. Its product is annotated as GTP-binding protein Di-Ras2-like. Lineage: Eukaryota; Metazoa; Mollusca; Bivalvia; Mytilida; Mytilidae. The transcript has a single exon. Bases 1 to 744 code for a protein of 247 amino acids. Gene Ontology annotation, molecular function: GTP binding; GTPase activity. The record is from RefSeq and is a predicted model, not a curated record.
AUGUCAGAGCUUGAUUCAAAUUGUCUAAUACCAGUUUUAGGAUCUGGAUAUGUAGGGAAGUCGUCUAUUCUGAUGAGAUAUUUGCAUGGAACCUUCUCUAACCGAUACUCAGAAACUGUGGAGGAAAUGCAUGUUCAACAAUACAGUAUCAAUGGAAAGAGGAGAUAUAUGAAUUUUUUGGAUACGGCAGGAAAUAUUUACUUUCCAGCUAUGCGGAAAAUAUACUUCUCAAAGGCAUUAGGAUUCAUUCUUGUAUAUUCAAUUUGCGAUGCGAGAUCUUUCGAAGAGAUUAAACGUAUUUGGGAGCAGAUAAAGUCUAUUAGAGAGAAUGUUUUGAGUAUACCUUGUGUAGUCGUUGGGAACAAAGCAGAUUCAGAGAACAAUAGAGAGGUAGAAACAUUUGAAGCAUUGGGAUGGGCAUGUAGUGAGAACCUUGGUGGGUGUUUUCUAGAGGUGUCAGCUAAAGACAACAAUGCUGUUAAAGAAAUAUUUGACAUUCUGUUAGAGCAACUAGGCAACACAAGAGCCAAACAAGCCACAACAUUUCGAAUUCGGUCAACAAGCUUAACACGGAAAGAAGAUAAGAGACAAAAGAGCAAGCACAUAAAAAAUAAAAGGAUGAAAACUUUUGAAAAAGUGGAGGCUUCCAGUAAAAGUUUCCAAAACACGAUGUUUGAAGACUACAAAGAGACUUAUAUCUAUAAAGUUCAACAGAAGCAAAAUAAAAUUCUGAAAUCCUUAUAG